UAUGCAUUCAGGUACUAGAUCUGCUUAAAUGUUCAUUGCUCUCCAUCUCCAAGUCAACUCUGACAGACACUUUUUUAAGAAAGACACCACUACUCAAAAUGCCAAGAUUUCUUCCAUGCGGUAUUAAGAGUAAUAGCCGUAUCACCCCGAGCCGUAGCAUUCAGAUAAAUCUCAAGUUAGUAAUAAGGAUAUCAGAUGGCAAGGUACUGUUUGCUCAGGGGGCAAAAGAUUUUGUAGAAUUCCUUUUAAGUUUCCUUACAUUCCCCUUGGGAGGAGUAGCACGUGUUUUGGCAGGAAAUUGUUCUCUGGGCAGUACUGUUGAUCUGGGCAGUGUUGAUGAACUGUACAAAAGCAUUGCUAAUUUAAAUGAAAAGUAUUUAACCUCAAAAGAGGUUAAGAACAGGCUCAUUGAUCCUCGCCCGGCCUUGCAUCCCAAGUUAAGCAAUCUGAUAUUGCCAAUUUACGAGCCUCGAUACCGUUGUUACUAUCAACGCAGUAGUUUUGUAGAAAGUUUAAAUCAUAAUGAUUUGUAUAUAACUGAGGAGGACAAGGGUAAUGGUCGUUUUGUGCAAAUGUCUUUGGUGAAUCCUGAAUUAUCUGCAGCUCCUGAAGGUGUCAAAGGAGGAGCAACAUACAUUGCUACGGACGACUUGGUGAUUACACCAGCUUCUCCAAUCUCAAUUGUAUAUUUGAUAAACCGUCUAGGAACUCCUCUUAGUGACCUCAAGGAAAAGUCUGUCACCCUUGGUCUCAAGGAGGUAAGGGAAUUUAACUUGUCGCUUACGGUUGUUGAUACUUCAUGCUAUGUUUAUUUGAAGCUUGUAUGUACUAUAGCUGAGUGAUUUAACGUGAGAUUCUGUAGCAAAGGCUCAUUUGAAUUACUUUGUUGUCUUGUUGCAGUGUCUUAGCAUAUUAAAAGCAUCUUUGACCUCAACAUCUGCUCUAACAAAUGGUCUGUGUCACUUGAUUACGGAAGCUAAGGAGGAGAAAUUAGAGACAUUGAGUGUGGUUAAGACAGUUUAGAAGAAGUUUCUGGUUAUAUUUUCUGUUUGUUAUGGUUAUUUUAAUUCUAGCUCUAUCCUACUAUCUAAAUUUGAAUUUUAUAUUUUCUGUUUGUUAUGGUAUAUAUUUUUACGGGCAGUAUUACUAUCUUACCUUAUUCGUCUCUUUAUUUAUUCUUUUUUUUUCUGAUCAUAUUAUUAAAUGAACAAAGCAUGAAAAAUAAAGGCAAUAUAUCACUUACCAGAGUUUGAUAUGCUUGAUUACAAGAAUGAGGUGAUUUAGUGAA
This is a messenger RNA of Lotus japonicus, 1288 nucleotides long. RefSeq lists its product as uncharacterized. The record is from RefSeq and is a predicted model, not a curated record. The transcript has a single exon. NCBI's taxonomy places the organism in Eukaryota, Viridiplantae, Streptophyta, Magnoliopsida, Fabales, Fabaceae. The coding region runs from base 99 to 842 and encodes 247 amino acids.